GUCUUGUGUCCAUAGGCUUACAUUUUACUAAGAGUCUCAAAAUCUGAUGCUUUUAUGUUGUCGGGGGAAUCUCAGAAGGUAGGCGGAGGUAAAAACAGACUCCUCUACAUUUUGGCGUACCUCGGGCAAGAUAACAGCCCACCAAGUCCUACACGUGCUCAGAGCUUGAGAAAGGGGAAAAAUAAAAAGGGAAACUGCCAGGACUUAAGAUGUCCGCUCGAAGCGACUUCAGUCUCCCAAGAAGGGCCUACCCGCUUCCAAUAUGUCCGCCCGUAGUCCUGACGUCACUCGGUCGGCUUCAUCAAGCCAGAAAGCCGGUGCGUUCCAAUCAGAACUCAGUCCCCUCACCCACUGCCCUUGAUCACGUCACUUCCGGUGGUGCAGCAGCCAUUUUGUCAGUCGCCAGUGGAUCCCGCGCGCUGGAGAAGUGCAGUUCCCCCUGGUUACCAAUUCGUCCGUUCUCCCUUCGCGCUGCGGGCGCCGUCGAAGAGCACUCACCUCUGAUACACCGGUUCCUCCCUAUAGUCCCGCCGCCGUUGUUGCAUCCGCCCGGAGCCAGUGCGUUGUCUUCCUCCCCCACCACUGACAGGCGCCCUCAGGGAGCCGCCGUCAGCGAUGUCAAGCGAGGAAAGCUACCGGGCCAUUCUUCGAUACCUGACAAAUGAGCGUGAACCGUAUGCGCCGGGCACCGAGGGCAAUGUCAAGCGUAAAAUCCGCAAGGCGGCCGCCUGCUAUGUGGUGCGCGGUGGGACUUUGUACUACCAGCGGCGGCAGCGGCACCGCAAGACCUUCGCGGAGCUGGAGGUGGUGCUGCAGCCGGAGCGGCGCCGGGGGCUCAUCGAGGCGGCGCACCUGGGCCCGGGUGGCACUCACCACACCCGGCAUCAGACCUGGCACGACUUGUCCAAGACUUACUGGUGGCGAGGUAUAUUAAAGCAAGUGAAAGAUUACAUUAAACAGUGUAGCAAAUGCCAGGAGAAACUAGAUCGCUCCCGUCCAAUAUCAGAUACUUCAGAAAUGCUGGAAGAAUUGGGAUUAGACCUUGAAUCUGGAGAAGAAAGUAAUGAAUCAGAAGAUGAUCUGAGCAAUUUUACUUCACCUCCAACUACAGCCUCCAAGCCUGCAAAAAAGAAGCCAGUAUCCAAACAUGAACUUGUAUUCGUUGACACCAAAGGAGUGGUGAAACGUUCUUCUCCAAAACAUUGUCAGGCUGUCUUAAAACAGCUCAACGAACAGAGACUCUCCAACCAGUUCUGUGAUGUUACUUUGUUAAUUGAGGGAGAAGAGUACAAAGCUCAUAAAUCUGUUCUGUCAGCUAAUAGUGAAUAUUUUCGAGAUCUUUUUAUUGAGAAAGGAGCUGUUUCCAGUCAUGAGGCAGUGGUGGAUCUUUCUGGUUUUUGUAAGGCAAGCUUCCUUCCUUUAUUGGAAUUUGCCUAUACUUCUGUGCUAAGUUUUGACUUCUGUAGCAUGGCUGAUGUAGCCAUCUUGGCUCGCCAUCUUUUCAUGUCGGAAGUUUUAGAAAUCUGUGAAAGUGUACAUAAACUAAUGGAAGAAAAGCAGCUAACAGUGUAUAAGAAGGGUGAGGUCCAAACAGUUGCAUCUACCCAGGACUUACCAGAACAGAAUGGAGGUACCGCACCUCCUGUGGCUAGCAGCGAGGGAACCACAACAACAUUAUCUACUGAACUUGGGGAUUGUGAAAUUGUACUGUUGGUGAAUGGAGAAUUGCCCGAAGCUGAGCAGAAUGGAGAGCAAGGACAACACCCUGAACCCCAGGUUUCUUCAGAGGCUCAAGCCACUCUGUCACCUGUGGGCUGUGUAACUGGUUCCCAUCCUGAAAUGGAGUCUGUGGACUUAGUAACAAAAAAUGAUGAGACAGAAUUAGAAACUUUAAACAGCAGAGAAGAUAGCACAGUUUCUAAUAUUCAUCCCAAACUUUCAAAAGAGAAUGUAAUCAGUAGCUCUCCAGAAAACAGUGGUAUGGGAAAUGACACGUCAACUGAAGAUAUCUGUGCUGAAGACAUUCCAGAACAAAUGCAGAACCUUGGCCAGUCUUUAAAAGAUCAGGAAAAUCUAGUUGCACUGACAACAAAGACAGACCUUGGCCCUGAUGAUGAAACUUACAGAAGCAGGCUUCGGCAGCGUUCUGUUAAUGAAGGGGGUUAUAUCCGACUGCACAAAGGAAUGGAGAAAAAGCUGCAAAAACGGAAAGCCAUUCCCAAGUCAGCAGUUCAGCAGGUAGCCCAGAAAUUAGUUCAAAGAGGGAAAAAGAUGAAACAGCCAAAAAGGGAUACUAAAGAGAAUACUGAAGAAGCAGCAUCCCAUAAAUGUGGGGAAUGUGGAAUGGUUUUUCAGAGACGAUAUGCCCUUAUAAUGCACACACUGAAACAUGAAAGAGCUAGAGAUUACAAAUGUCCGUUGUGUAAAAAACAGUUUCAGUACAGUGCCUCCUUGCGAGCACAUCUUAUUCGACAUACCAGAAAAGAUGCACCCACUUCAUCCUCUUCCAAUUCUACGUCUAAUGAGACAUCGGGAACAUCAUCUGAGAAGGGGAGAACCAAACGAGAAUUUAUAUGUUCCAUAUGUGGAAGGACAUUACCUAAAUUAUAUUCUCUCCGAAUACACAUGUUAAAGCAUACAGGUGUAAAGCCACAUGCGUGCCAGGUUUGUGGAAAGACUUUCAUCUAUAAGCAUGGCCUAAAAUUACACCAGAGUCUCCAUCAAUCUCAAAAGCAGUUCCAGUGUGAACUAUGUGUUAAGUCAUUUGUUACCAAACGGAGUCUUCAAGAACAUAUGAGUAUUCACACAGGUGAGUCCAAGUACCUUUGCUCAGUUUGUGGAAAGUCUUUUCACAGGGGCUCUGGACUCAGCAAGCAUCUAAAGAAACACCAGCCAAAGCCUGAAGUUCGGGGCUAUCACUGUACUCAAUGUGAAAAAAGUUUCUUUGAAGCUAGAGAUCUUCGUCAGCACAUGAACAAACAUCUUGGUGUGAAGCCAUUCCAGUGCCAAUUUUGUGAUAAGUGCUAUAGUUGGAAGAAAGAUUGGUAUUCCCAUGUGAAGUCUCAUUCUGUCACUGAGCCUUACAGGUGUAAUAUAUGUGGCAAAGAAUUUUAUGAGAAAGCAUUGUUCAGAAGGCAUGUAAAGAAAGCUACCCAUGGAAAAAAAGGAAGAGCAAAACAGAACCUAGAACGGGUGUGUGAACAAUGUGGAAGAAAAUUCACUCAGCUAAGAGAGUAUAGGAGACACAUGAACAACCAUGAAGGAGUUAAGCCAUUUGAAUGCUUAACCUGUGGAGUAGCUUGGGCUGAUGCCCGAUCUCUAAAACGCCAUGUCAGAACACAUACUGGCGAGCGUCCCUAUGUCUGCCCCGUAUGUAGCGAAGCCUACAUAGAUGCUCGAACACUGCGUAAACAUAUGACUAAAUUCCACAGAGAUUAUGUGCCUUGCAAAAUUAUGCUGGAAAAAGAUACCCUUCAGUUUCAUAACCAAGGAACUCAAGUGGAGCAUGCGGUUAGUAUCUUAACAGCAGACAUGCAGGAACAAGAAAGCAGUGGUCCUCAGGAACUGGAGACGGUGGUGGUGACGGGAGAGACCAUGGAAGCGCUUGAAGCUGUUGCGGCUACGGAAGAGUGUCCAUCAGUCUCUACGCUCUCUGACCAGAGCAUUAUGCAAGUGGUUAAUUACGUGUUGGCACAACAGCAAGGACAAAAGCUCUCGGAAGUGGCAGAAGCUAUUCAGACUGUAGAGGUAGAGGUGGCACACAUUUCAGAAGCAGAGUGACGGUAGCAGUGGGGGUCAGAGAAGUGACAUCCCAUGUGCACUGAACCCAGAACAUCUGUUUACAGGACGACGUCACUAUCUGCCUGGUGUUCGCAGGUCAAGGCUCUGGGCUGUUCGGUGAUGUUUGAACAUUUCUGAAUGGUUUUCUGGCUCAUGGGUUCUGUGGAAAAGUCCAUAUACGGCAAAGAAAUUGAAAACAAACCCACUUGAUGGCAUUGGUUUAUCAUGGUGUACUUUUUAUGAAUUAAUGUUUAUAAAGAACUGGACUAAAUUAAAAAAUGUAUAGUUUCACUUGCAUUUUGACAUUAUUAUAUACUUUGAGUUUAAAAGGCUGCACUAGUCAGAUCUUCUCUUUUAUUCUAAAAAUAGGUUCUGUGAUUUCAUUUGCCCUGUUUAUAGGUUUAAAAAAAUUCUAAUAUAAAGCAUUUUAGUAGGAUGUAUACGUGUAUUACAUUUUUAAAAUGCUUCAAAUCUGUGAUUCUUGACUUACUAUUUAUUUUAACCCCUUAAAAGUCAGGGAUUUAUUCUAUUUUAAAGCACUUAAUGAGUUACAUGUUGUAAUCAAGUUUGCACAGUAUACUUAUCUAUAUGGGGAACCCUUAAAUAAAUAGCUGAUUUUUUAAAUGCCAUUAAAAUGCAUGAAAUGCCUAUUAAAGCCUUACUAUAUACUAUCUCUUCAAGGCAAGUAAAUUGACCAUGAGCAAAGAACACUGUUGUUAAACACUGUUGAUGGGAAAUUUCUCCUUGAUAACAUGAGACAAUGAAUGAAAAAAAAUCUCAUUCUUUUGCUGAAGAAUGAACAAAUUAAAACUAGAUUUGGUAUGUUUGCAGCUUUUGUAUCAUGUUUAAUUGUUCAAUUUUGUUGAAAAACUGCAAUUUAGAAAUAGGAUAGCAAUAUAGACCUCUACAGCGGUCCUGUGGAUACCAUAUAAUUGUCAAGUAACUUCAGAAUAUUGAAAAGUCUUCAAUUCAGCCCUCAGUAUACUAUUUAAAGAAGUUAAUUGAUUAUGGUCCACCAAAUUGUUGAAAGUAAAUUAUUUUUAAAAGUUACCUAAGAAUUAUAUUAAUUUGUGUGUUUGAUUUUUAAAUUCCCACUUCUAGAAGCUAUCCAGUUUUCUGAUCUUCAAAAUAACUGUGGGGAGAUGCCACAUUUCUCUCCUGUGGGGAAACUACCACUCAAACUAUAAUUGUUAAAAUUAAACUUUUUAAAUAUUGGAAGCUAAUAUAAGGUAUAAAAUGAAGAUAUAAGCAAAUCAUAUGUAAAUCAUUCCUAAAGCACAAGAAAAGAAUGUGCCUUGAUGUACAUAUAUUAUUAAGAUACUUAUUCCAGUUUACUUUAAAAAAAUGGCUUAAAAGAUAAAGAUUAAAUGUGAUGCCAUGCAUGCAUUGUCUGCAUAUGUAAUAUUUGCAUUUGCAAAUUUCCCAUUGUUCCUAUAGCUAUGUGGCUGACUUUCAAUUUUAAGUGAAUUGACAUACAGUCUAUAACUUUAUAAUGGCUCCUUGUUUAUCAUACUUUUCAGUUAGUGAAAAUGUAUUUCAACCUGACUAAAAUCUGGAAUUGUGUCUUUUAUGUUCCAUCUUCACCAUUGUUAUUAGAUUUAGUUAAUUGUAUAAGACCAUUAAUGUAUGUCAAAAAUUGUAAAUAAAAGAUGUUGAAUCUUGUUUAAAAGCAUAAGCUUUGGAGUUUAGCUUGUCACUUUUCUAUUCAUAAAUCAGUUGCUGUAUUUGAUGUGUUAUUAAAGUCAAUCCAUGUUUAAGGGGAAGGGGAAUAGAAUACAUUAAAAUACAAUGAAUCAUGGAACACUACAUCAAAAACUAAUGAUGUAAUGUAUGGUAAUUAAUAUAAUAAAAAAAUAACCAUUGGGUGAAAACGUAAUAAUAUUAAAACAUCUUACUCGUAAACAUAAUUUUGCCACAAAAUUGGAAGUAGUGUGAUUUACUGCCUACUUGGGUAAUUUUUUUUUUGAAUUUUGAAUUUUUUUUUUUUUUUAAGAUUUUAUUUAUUUAUUUGACAGAGAGAGACAGUGAGAAAGGGAAUACAAGCAGGGGGAGUGGGAGAGGGAGAAGCAGGCUUCCCGCCGAGCAGGGAGCCCCAUGCAGGGCUCGAUCCCAGAACCCUGGGACUGUGACCUGAGCCGAAGGCAGACGCUUAACGACUGAGCCACCCAGGCACCCCUACUUUGGGUAAUUUAAAUGUGUAGAGUUAUAGGGCGCCUGGCUGGCUCAGUUGGUAGAGCAUGUGACUCUUGGUCUUAAGGUCGUGAGUUCAAGCCCCAUGUUCGGCAUGACUUUUUAAAAAAUGUGUAGAAUUACAUAAUUCCAUGUAGAAACAAGUGUUAAGAUUCCAAAAAUUCAGUUUUAUAUUGCCAUGGGGGAAACUUCUAUAUUUAAUUUACAAUUCCUUUUUAGAAUCACGCAUUGCUUUGUUGUUGUCAGGUGACUCUCCUCUAAUUGUGUGGGUACCCCUGGUUAAAUGUACUUAUUACUCUUCCUGCUAAGCAGUUUGAGUCAUUGCUGUUAGUCAUCGAAAUGUAUGAAUUGAUAGCAAUGAAUUAAUUCUCUGACAUGGGUUUUAAUUUGUUUUAUUAAAAGUGGCUGUAUUCAGGGCGCCUGGGUGGCUCAGUUGGUUAAGCGACUGCCUUAGGCUCAGGUCAUGAUCCUGGAGUCCCGGGAUCAAGUCCCGCAUCGGGCUCCCUGCUCGGCGGGGAGUCUGCUUCUCCCUCUGCCCUCUUCCCUCUCCCCUCUCAUGCUCUCUGUCUCUCAUUCUCUCUCAAAUAAAUAAAUAAAUAAAUCUUAAAAAAAAAAAAAGUGGCUGUAUUCAGAAUUUCACAGGGUUGCCUAAACUGCUGGACUUAGAGCUAAUCCAAACCUUCAGUGUUUUGUCGUUUUUUUAAUGCAUUGGUGUAAACUGUGCAUGCAUGAUGUUUCCUGCUCGGGAUUGUUCUUGUCAAACAUGUAAUCUCUUGGACGUUCAUAAACACUUUUACAUCUAAUGUUUGGAACAUCCAUAAUAAAAGCCUUUGCUUCCUCUUGA
Molecule: messenger RNA, 6814 nt
Organism: Mirounga angustirostris (Northern elephant seal)
Lineage: Eukaryota; Metazoa; Chordata; Mammalia; Carnivora; Phocidae
Gene: ZBTB11
Product: zinc finger and BTB domain containing 11
Exons: 11
Coding region: 616-3780 (1054 amino acids)
Biological process (GO): regulation of transcription by RNA polymerase II
Cellular component (GO): nucleus
Molecular function (GO): DNA-binding transcription factor activity, RNA polymerase II-specific; protein binding
Source: RefSeq, a predicted model, not a curated record